GGCAUAACCAAUGACAUUGCUGUCCUGAAACUGGAACAGAAAAUUAAAAUGACUGAUAAAGUUUUUCCUAUCAAAUUGCCGACUCAUCCAGUGAAAGCAGAUACGCCUGUGGUGGUCACCGGUUGGGGAAGAACCAUGUCGGAAACUAAAAAAACUACUCUACAAGAGAUAGUUACCCGGACCAUCACUGUUCAGAAAUGCAAGGAGACUUUUCGGUUCGUGGACGAAACCAUAAUCUGCACACGUGCGACGAAUGUUAGCCCCUGUAAUGGCGACUCAGGGGGUCCAGCGAUGUACGAAGGCUAUCUUGUGGGCCUCGUUUCCUUCGGCAGGAGGGGUUGUAAAACAGACACCCCUCAAGGAUUUACUAGUGUUUAUCAUCACCUCAAAUGGAUCGAGCGCGCAAUGCACCCUAAUUACAAGGAUCCCAAUGGAUGCGGUAUUUUGGAUCUGUCUUUAGUACUUAUUGUAUUGGCUCAACUAUUUCUGUACUUGAUAUAGGAGUGUUUAUAUUGAUUUUGUUCAAGGCAUCCUUUGUGUGUUUAUCAACUAACUAUGCAUAGUUGAUAAAUAUUUUUAAGGGACUCUGAGUUCCAUUUACGUAGU
Molecule: messenger RNA, 606 nt
Organism: Penaeus vannamei (Pacific white shrimp)
Lineage: Eukaryota; Metazoa; Arthropoda; Malacostraca; Decapoda; Penaeidae
Source: RefSeq, a predicted model, not a curated record